UUUCGUUGGGAGGGCAAUCACUCCUUUUUUCUCGUUUCCGAGCGGAUUAGCACACCUCGCUUCCUCCAUUCCGUCGACCCGUCUUGAUUUUUGUCGGUGAAAAUGUCCUACUAUGAACCUCAAGGUUGGCAGGCGCCCGCUGCGCGCCAGGUGUCGUGGGAGCAACCUGUUCCCCCGUCGCGUUCGGGAUCGAGCUCAGUCUCUCAACGCGAAGACAUCCCUGCUUUUUCCUCUCAGUUUGACGAGGUGGAUCGUGCGAUCGACAAUCUUGUUAAGAGUGGGAAGCUAUGGACUGCUCCCCGCCGGGACUCGAUGCCCAUGAUGAUGGGCCGCCCGUUUCCCGAGUACGAUCCCCGUGUGUCCAGUGGCACUUCCCAGCGUCACCACUCAAUCAGCGACUUCGACGGUGCCAGGAUGCACCCGAACCCCAACCCCAACCUGCAGGGGUUCUAUGCCGCCCAGCGUUUCCAGGGACGCCCAAAUGAAGUAGAGCAUAUGAUGCAAGCAAAGCGUCGGAUGGCGGCCCAGCGUGAAAGGGAGCUCCGCAACUAUCAUCAGGAGCAACAGUACAACCGAAGUACGUGGUAGCACCUGUCUUUGGAGCUUUUUUUUUUUUUUUGGCUUCUUUCUCCAAUAUUCCCCAUGACUUCUUCCUUUGCCCACAUGUAUCGGUU
This is a messenger RNA of Aspergillus alliaceus, 674 nucleotides long. RefSeq lists its product as uncharacterized. NCBI's taxonomy places the organism in Eukaryota, Fungi, Ascomycota, Eurotiomycetes, Eurotiales, Aspergillaceae. The transcript is spliced from 5 exons. The record is from RefSeq and is a predicted model, not a curated record. Bases 103 to 588 code for a protein of 161 amino acids.